This is a messenger RNA of Homarus americanus (American lobster), 3591 nucleotides long. It is a transcript of the gene Fs(2)Ket, whose product is annotated as importin subunit beta-1-like. The transcript has 11 exons. The record is from RefSeq and is a predicted model, not a curated record. Gene Ontology annotation, biological process: protein import into nucleus. NCBI's taxonomy places the organism in Eukaryota, Metazoa, Arthropoda, Malacostraca, Decapoda, Nephropidae. Bases 93 to 2783 code for a protein of 896 amino acids. Gene Ontology annotation, cellular component: nucleus; cytoplasm. Gene Ontology annotation, molecular function: nuclear import signal receptor activity; small GTPase binding.
GCCGCACAUGUGGUAGAUGUACCGGUGUGUCCGCCCGCUGCCUCACACCACUCAUUAUUAUCCUCUCUUUUGGCUAACUUUACCCAGAUAUUAUGGAACAGGUUAUACAAAUACUCGAGAAGACCACAUCCCCAGAUAAAAAUGAACUGGAAACUGCCCUGAAAUACUUGGAACAAGCUGCACAGUCCAAUUUGCCAGAAUAUGUGAAAGUGCUGAGUGACGUCCUCCAUCAUGGCGGUAACUCCACAGUGGCCCGUAUGGCUGCUGGUAUUCAACUGAAGAACACAUUAGCCUCCAAUGAUGCCAAAGUUAAAGUACAGUACCAGCAGCGCUGGCUGGCCUUCCCUCCAGACGUCAGGGACUAUGUUAAGAGUAAUGUUGUUGCAGCCCUGGGCACAGAGCAGAAUCGUCCUAGUUCUGCGGCUCAGUGUGUGGCGUACAUCGCGCUCACAGAAAUUCCUGUGGGGCAGUGGCCUGACCUUAUUGAUAGAUUGGUGGCCAAUGUGACGGCUCCUGGGGCAACAGAUAUGACCAAAGAAUCUACUCUAGAAGCUAUUGGAUAUAUAUGUCAGGAUAUUGAACCAGAGGCUAUAGCGGCUAAAAGCAACAACAUCCUUACUGCCAUUGUUCAUGGGAUGAAGAGAGAUGAACCAAAUGAUCAUGUCCGACUAGCAGCAACUACAGCACUUCUUAAUUCUCUCGAGUUUACAAGACAGAAUUUUGAGAGAGAUGCAGAGAGGCACUUCAUCAUGCAGGUGGUUUGUGAGGCAACACAGUCAACGAAUACACAGAUAAAAGUGGCAGCACUGCAGUGUCUGGUGAAAAUAAUGUCCCUUUAUUAUCAAUACAUGGAGCACUACAUGGGGCCUGCACUUUUUGCUAUUACACUAGAAGCUAUGAAGAGUGAUAUUGAUGAGGUGGCACUGCAAGGAAUUGAAUUUUGGUCAAAUGUUUGUGAUGAGGAGGUAGAUCUUGCCAUUGAAGCAUCUGAAGCUGCUGAACUUGGCCGCCCACCAGAGAGGACCUCCAGAUUCUAUGCUAAAGGAGCACUGCAGUACCUUGUGCCUGUGUUGAUGAUGACUUUAGGCAAGCAGGAGGAAGCUGAUGAUGAUGAUGAGUGGAAUCCUUGCAAAGCAGCUGGUGUGUGUGUCAUGCUUUUGGCCACUUGUACAGAAGAUGAUAUUGUGCCCCAUGUACUCCCGUUUGUUAAGGAAAAUAUUAAGCACUCAAAUUGGAGACUGCGUGAUGCAGCUAUCAUGGCAUUUGGUUCCAUUCUUGAAGGGCCUGAUCCUACUAAUCUGAAGCCUAUGGUUGAACAGGCAAUGCCAACUUUAAUUGAGGCCCUGAGUGAUUCGUCAGUCGUGGUGCGAGACACAACUGCUUGGACCUUGGGGCGUGUCUGUGAACUGAUUCCUGAUGCUGCAUGCAAUGAUACGUACCUAAAGCUAUUGCUGGAAGCAUUGGUUCACAGCCUUAAAGGAGAGCCUCGGGUUGCAUCAAAUGUUUGUUGGGCUCUCAGCUCUCUAGCAGAGGCUGCAUAUGAGCAAGCUGACACAGGUGAAGUUGAUGGCGAACCAUCUACUUAUUGCCUGUCUGCAUUCUUCGACCCCCUGGUAGAUGUGCUGUUGCAAACUACCGACCGAGCAGAUGGCAACCAGUGCAACCUUAGAAAUGCAGCUUAUGAGGCUCUUAUGGAACUUAUGAAAAAUUCACCGCUUGACUGCUAUCCAACUGUACAGAAGACUACCAUGAUUAUUUUGGAAAGGCUGCAGCAAGUUCUACACAUGGAGUCUCAGGUUCAGUCCCACAACGAUCGUAUCCAAGUUAACGACAUACAGUCAUUGCUGUGUGCGACACUACAGUCUGUGCUCCGUAAAGUGACCCCCGAAGACGCUCCAAAGAUUAGUGAUCCUAUUAUGGCUGCUUUGCUACAGAUGUUCCAGACCUCACAGGGCAAGUCAGGUGGUGUUCAGGAGGAUGCACUUUUAGCUGUCUCUACACUUGUUGAAGUACUUGGACACAAUUUCCUGAAAUAUAUGGAGGCUUUCAAACCUUAUCUGUCAUUGGGCUUAAGGAAUGUGGAGGACUUCCCUGUGUGUUCUGCAGCUGUGGGUGUCACAGGAGAUAUAUGCCGGGCUUUGGGGGAUAAAGUGGAACCCUUUUGUGAUGAGUUGAUGUCUAUGCUUGUGGAAAAUCUUGGGAACAAUAAUGUUCACCGAAAUGUUAAGCCAUCAAUUUUAUCUGUAUUUGGAGAUAUGGCUUUGGCUCUUGGGCCAAAGUUUACUAAAUACUUGGAUGUUGUCCUGCAGAUGCUCCACCAGGCAUCUCAAGCACAGGUUGACCGCACAGACUUUGACAUGUUAGAUUACCUUAAUGAAUUACGUGAAACGUGCCUAGAAGCUUACACUGGUAUUGUCCAAGGCCUGAAGGGUGAUGGCCAAACACCUAAGCAAGAAGUCCAGCUUCUGCAUUCACAUGUGCCACACAUGAUAACAUUUAUUACAUCAGUUGCAGGAGAUGACGAAAAAUCAGACCCUGUGGUUGCAAGCUCAGCGGGACUCAUUGGAGAUCUUUGUUCUGUGUUUGGGGCAGACAUGCUGCAGUUAGUUGAGACAGAUCCCAUCACCAGUCUACUCUCACAAGGCCGCCGCUCUAAGACAUCAAAGACGAAGACCCUGGCCAUGUGGGCAACGAAAGAGAUCCGUCGUCUUAAAAGCAACAGUAGUUGUGUGUCAACGUGUGCCUUUGGCAGUCAGGAAUCUCGUGUUGCUUUGUGUACCUGAUCAAGCAGUUUCGGCGCCACUUAGGGAAGGUGAAGGAAUUAGUGUAGUGAGUGGCUGGAAUACGUCUACAAGUGUCAUCUAACUGGUAGUAGCCCCUAACUUGGCUUUUCAGAUGAGUGCCGAGUUUAGUCUGUGGUGAGUCGAUGCGGUGAGUCAGAUGCGGUGUGUCUGCAUGGAGUGAGGGAAGAGCGUUGCCCGGCUGUGGUGAGUGGUGACCGUUCAGCGCAUGGGUUGUGUGGUGAGUGGACAGACGAACGUGGACAAUCGCAAGUGCGGCAGUUUGGCCGAAUGCGAUGACGACCGGAUGGCCUCGGAAGAGUGUGGAAAUAAUUGAAGACUUUUAAUAAAUGACGGGAAUAUCUUUUCUAGGCGACUGUCAGAGCUAAUUAGUUCCAGUGAAUCAUUCCAGCUCCCAGGAAAAGAUCUGCCUCAAUUGAUCUAUAAAGAAUAUAAGCUUUUCCAAAGUAAGUCCUAUUUCUUAACUAUGGUUUUAGAAAGCCAGUCCUUUCAAGUGCCUUUUCGUGGGAAUGAAUGGUGCUGUAGCCGUGAGUCUUGUACCCUUCUGGUAACAAUCCAUCUGCUAUACAGAAAAGAUGAUAUAAUAAAAUGUCCUCUGGUUUCUAAUCAAGGGUACAAAGGAUUUUUUUUACUACGACCCCUUCCAUUCUGUCAGUAAGAUCAUUCUACUUUAUAGGCUGGGCAUCUCUGCUGCAUUCCAUAGAUGUUUACAAGACCUCUGCUUGGCUGUUUAUAUUCAAUCAGUAUUUCUUAAUAGACAUUUGAAGGAACCUGGUAAGUUCCUGAAAUU